AUGGAUGACACAAGUCCUUGCGAACAAAGCACUGUUACAUCUAUCGCUACGCUUGCCAACGAGGAGAGCCCGAUGCACCACGUGCGUCGCCUUUCCACUGGCCAAAUGGCCGAUGAAGUCAUUCCUAAAGAGCGCAUAGAUGUCAUAUAUGAAUUUCUUCGGCAACAUGUUACAUCUCGACCACUUGUCGGCGUUGUGUGUGGAACCGGUUUGGGGGGACUUAGCAAGUGUUUGUCUAACCAGGAGGUUAUUAAAUACGAGGAUAUUCCACUCUUUCCACGAGCAACUGUGGAAGGACAUGUCGGCGAGUUAGUCUUUGGAGAUCUGGAAGGGGUCCGUGUUGUCUGUAUGCGAGGUCGCUUCCAUUGCUACGAAGGUUAUGCAAUGCGCGAGACGGCACUGCCCAUUCGUGUCUUGUAUCUACUGGGCAUCAAAUACUUGGUAGUGACCAAUGCCGCAGGAGGUCUGAACCCGGACUUUAAUGUCGGCGAUUUGAUGAUUCUCAGCGAUCACUUGAAUAUGCCGGGGAUGUCGGGUCAGCACCCAUUGAUUGGACCUAAUGACUCUCGCUUUGGUGCAAGGUUUACACCGUUGUCGAACGGCUACGAUAAGACGCUUCAAGAUUUAGCUUUUAAUGUGGCCGAAAAACUUGGCCUUACGCACAAGGUUCGGAAAGGAGUAUACUGCUUUGUUUCUGGGCCGACGUAUGAGACACCAACAGAAUGCCGCUUUCUUAGACUAGUAGGAGGCGACGCCGUCGGCAUGAGCACAGUACCUGAGGUGAUAGUGGCUGUGCACUGUGGUCUCAAAGUUAUUGGCCUGUCUUUAAUCACCAACAAAGCGCUUUUUCCUGGAGAAGAGCGCGAGGCAGCUUCUCAUAGUGAGGUCCUCGAAACUGCUCAGGCUACGCAACACGACAUCGAGAAGUUUGUGCGUGAUCUGAUUGUAGCAAUUGGAAAACAAAUGAGUUCGUAA
Molecule: messenger RNA, 975 nt
Organism: Plasmopara halstedii
Lineage: Eukaryota; Oomycota; Peronosporomycetes; Peronosporales; Peronosporaceae
Product: purine nucleoside phosphorylase inosine and guanosine-specific
Exons: 1
Coding region: 1-975 (324 amino acids)
Biological process (GO): nucleoside metabolic process
Cellular component (GO): cytoplasm
Molecular function (GO): purine-nucleoside phosphorylase activity
Source: RefSeq, a predicted model, not a curated record